Messenger RNA from Adineta steineri, 1035 nucleotides. NCBI's taxonomy places the organism in Eukaryota, Metazoa, Rotifera, Eurotatoria, Adinetida, Adinetidae. The record is from the annotation of a GenBank genome assembly.
AUGGUUCAGUCGUUUACUCAACUUGUUGUCCUGAGUAGUGCGGUUGUAUUUAUUUUUAUUGUAUAUAGCGUUUCAAAUAAAUCAUUCGACUCUUCAUUGUUUGUAUCUGGUCUUGUAAAUAUCUGUCGUUUUCAACCAUUAAAGUUAGAAUCAGCAACGUCAAUUAUUCGUCGAGUGAUUAAUAAUUCAUCUGAUGAUAACGAAUUUUUUAUAUUUUCGGAUGAAUCUCCUUUUGUUCGUAAAUAUCUCGAUGUUGUUCGCGAUACUGUUUGUGGGUUAACUCUCCGCACUCAGGAUCGUACUGUAGGAGGUACCAUUAAUAAUACAAGUCCAUUGAAUAUCGAAAGACGACUGAAAGGUGAGGAUUGGCCAUUAAUUGGUAUUACCAUGAUUGGACAAAAACGACUGACCAAUAUAGAAUGGGCGUUAAGACGCGUUAUUGCUAAAGAUGUUCCAGGUGACUUUAUCGAAUGUGGUGUAUGGAGAGGUGGUAGUUCAAUUUUUGCUAGUGCUGUACUUAAAGCAUUGAAAAUUAAUGAUCGGCAUGUAUGGCUGGCUGACUCAUUUCAAGGAUUACCAAAAGCAAGAACAAAAAACGACAAUGAUGAAUGGUCUAAAUUAGAAUAUCUGAAGGUUUCACUUGAAGAAGUACAAACUAAUUUUCGUUCAUUUGAUUUGCUGGAUGAUAACGUUCAUUUUUGCAAAGGAUACUUUGUUGAUUCACUCCCACGAUGUAACAUUUCACAGAUAGCAGUUCUUCGAAUGGAUGGUGAUAUGUACGAAUCAACUAUGGAUCAAUUAUUUAAUUUAUAUGCUAAAUUACAAUUUGAUGGUGUUAUUAUCGUUGAUGAUUAUACUGUUGGAGAGUGUCAUCGAGCUGUACAUGACUUUCGUAGUUGGCACAAUAUAACAGAAGACAUUACUAUGAUUCCUGAAGAGUCAGCAGGCCGUUAUUGGAUAAAGAAAAAGAUGAUUAAAGUGAAAAUGGAUCGAUAUAAACCACUUCUAGUCUCAUCAAUGAAAUAUACUCGCUGA